UUUGUGAUGUCCUUGAGGCAAUAGUAAACCCGUAAUCAAUUUUGUCUAUUUUACAUGGGAGUAUUACUUUUUGUUUUGUAUUGAAAACAAUCCAAGUUUGGGUUGUAUUUAGCUUUUAAUUUCUUACAUUUAAAAUGGAGCAAGAUGUUGAGGAUGGCUUGAAACCUUUGUGCUGUGCUUGCCUUAGCACGGACCGUAAUUUAGUUGCAAUACAAGGAUCUUCCGAAAUUGUUGAAGUUUUCAAAUUACUGUUGUUCAAUUAUGCAGCUGAUAGAAUUUUAGAUACAGACAUUUCUAAGCAAUAUUUAUGUUGGGAGUGUGUGGCAAUAAUGAAGAGGAUAUCUAAAUUCAAAAAGCAGGUCCAAAAUGCACAAGAACAUCUGCGAGUUUUAACACUAGGAAGUACUUUAGAGGCGUUCGAUCACACAUACCUAUCUCAAUCCCUUUCGUCGUUGGAAUGUGUUAUGAAGACGGACUAUGACAGGAUGUACUUGGAUUACACACACCAGGAUAUUAUCACAACGGACUGGUCCCAGCAGUACAUAUCUAUUUCCGAGGAGAUGAAGCCGCAGCAGUAUGAUAUGUCGCAGUCCUUGAGAGACAAUAUAACACUCGGAAUGGCUAGUAACGAAGUUAUCACUAUGCCCGAGUUGGUUGUGGAGAAUCCUAUCACGGGAGUGAUGUCGCACAUAGUUGUGAGCGAUCCGCUGCUGGGAGAGACCUACACCACCACACAUGUAAAGGGAGAGAUGCCAGAACUUGUUCUUGAUUCAACGACACCUAUAGCACCAGUAAUAAUUCGGCAGCCGAAAAAAAUUAAGAUGGAAAAUGAUGAUAAGGAAAGACUAAAAGCUGGAUACAAUACAUUACAUUUGACCGAAUCUGAAAUGCUCGAGUUAAGAAAUGAGGAUAAGAAAAAGGUGAAAUACGCAAGUGCGGUUUACAAGUGUGAGCUCUGCAUCAUCGGUUUCUUCAAUCAGGGGCAGGUGGAAGGUCAUUUCCUGGCUGAACACACACCUAAGCCAGGCUUUGAGGCGUGCAAGGUGUGCUACGUGUACGUCGCGACGACCAAACUAACAGCGCAUACGGACGCUCAUUACACAGUGUACGAGUGUCGCAUGUGCGGGCGCCGCGAGCGAACAUCGCGUGCUGUUACGCGACACAUCGCUGCACAUCUGCGCCCGCGCUCGCCGCACCCUGCCGCGCUGCACGUUGACGACAUAAAGAAAAAAAAGAAGAAGGAAUCCGACAAAGAGCUCGACAAGCCUCCGCCGAAGCCUGGUGACCUGAGGAAGCUGCUGUCCAAAACCACCAUAGUUGGUUACAAGUGCCUCGAGUGCGACAUGUUCUUCAAGACGUCGAGGGCGCGGAAAACGCACGUCGCUCGCUGCCACCGCGAAGGGCUGCAGUGCGACAUCUGUAAACGAUUCUUCGUGAACAAGACCACGCUCACCACGCAUCUCAAGUUACAUGAGGGUCCACAGCCGCGCGAGAAGUGCCACAUCUGCAACAAAAUGGUGCGUGUGGUGCAACUGAAGUACCACAUCAGACGACACGAGAACAAGACGCGGUACGAGUGUACAGAAUGCGAUAAGGUGUUCUCCCACCUCGCUACCUACCAGGCCCAUCUCAAGUAUGCGAGACCGCACGCCUCUGAGGGUGUAUUCAAAUUCCCCUGCCCAAUGUGUCACAAAGGCUACCCGACCAAGGACCAAAUGCAGGACCACUUCAACUACCAGCACCUAGGCAAAACCAAGCACAAAUGUCCCAUCUGUGAUAAGCCGAUAGCAUCAAAAGCGAAUGUGGAGCGUCACAUGGCGCGAGUACAUGGCGAGAAGAAGGAGAAACCGCGCAACCACGUCUGCCAGGAGUGUGGGAAGGCCUUCACAGACAAAAAGGCGGUGACUCAACACGCGGCGAUCCACUCUGCGGAGCGACCGUUGUCCUGCGAGAUAUGUUUCCAGACGUUCAAGCAGAAAGCCUCCCUGUACACCCAUCGCCGAAGAGUGCACAAAGUACAAACGCCGAAGCGAGUCGUCGAGUUCAUGGAUACUAAGGUCACGUAAACUAUUGCUAAACUGUCGGCCGCAAAUUGCAAGUUACGUCAGAUUUAGUUCUCUCCCCGCGCAUUGAGGGCGCUGACUCCGCUUCAAAUAGGCAUAAAAAACAGUUGGGUAUGUUAUGUCCAGCGUACUUCUAAUAAUGGAGGUCAGUGGGCGCACGGUUUGGCGGCUACCCCGCGAGACUACAAGCAAAUGUAUGUAAAGAUUUUUCUAAAUAGCGGCGCGGUCUCGCUGU
Messenger RNA from Aricia agestis (brown argus), 2298 nucleotides. RefSeq names its product zinc finger protein 845-like. NCBI's taxonomy places the organism in Eukaryota, Metazoa, Arthropoda, Insecta, Lepidoptera, Lycaenidae. Gene Ontology annotation, biological process: regulation of transcription by RNA polymerase II. The transcript has 13 exons. The record is from RefSeq and is a predicted model, not a curated record. Gene Ontology annotation, cellular component: nucleus. Gene Ontology annotation, molecular function: zinc ion binding; RNA polymerase II transcription regulatory region sequence-specific DNA binding; DNA-binding transcription factor activity, RNA polymerase II-specific. The coding region runs from base 135 to 2066 and encodes 643 amino acids.